UCCGAGUCACAAGCAACCCAUUACCCAUAAUGUCGGCGAGGACAUAUGCUUUGGGCCUAAUUUGCCUUUUGGUUUUCCUUCUAGGAAGUUCCACGACCCAAGCCCAGGCUAGUGAUUAUGUGGAACUCUGUAACUUAACCAGCAGCAUCGCUGUGGAUCUUAGUCAGUUAUCUGGCAUUUGGUGGGAGGUGGCCCGUCAGCCGUCCGCAACCGACUUUUGCACCGAAGUCAAUAUAACAGUGCUGCCAAACCAAGUCCAGGAUAAUGUCUUAAUCGAUACCACAUAUGCCGUAUCGCCCGAUUACCCGUGGGUGAAUCAAACUAUGAAUGCCACGAUCACCGUGGAGAACGUAACUAUCGAACAGGAUGGCUUCAACUUCACCUACUGGAAUCCGCCGGGCUACACCCCCUAUACAGUGUACAAGGUCCUUUACACUGACUACACCGACGCGACCCUCAUUUGUGGCUAUACGAAUCAGACCGACAUGUCCACCUCAUUCGGCAUAAUCCUCUCCAGAGAUCGUGUUCUCACCACCGAUGCACUGAAUAAACUGGAGAGCUUUGCCUUUGGCCUGUCCUCGAACUUCUUGAAUGGCACUAUGUCGGUGAUAACUCAGGGCGAAUCUUUUAUUCCUUCCAGUUGCUAUGCACCAUCCGGAGCCGAUCCCUCUACCAUCGUUUCCAUGCUGUUGAUUGCCCUGGCCUUUAUUAUUGUCAAUUGUGUUGACCGUCAAUUAAUUUAGUCUACAAGAAAGAUAACCAUUUUCGCUUUGGUUUUCAACUAACCUCACUUAACUUAUCUUAACUUAAAACAUAAUUUGCGUUGCAUAGAACUUUAAAUGUAAAUAUCAAAACAAAAAAUAAAAGCAUUCGUAUUCAUUAUCUA
Messenger RNA from Drosophila rhopaloa, 886 nucleotides. RefSeq lists its product as uncharacterized. The coding region runs from base 30 to 743 and encodes 237 amino acids. The record is from RefSeq and is a predicted model, not a curated record. NCBI's taxonomy places the organism in Eukaryota, Metazoa, Arthropoda, Insecta, Diptera, Drosophilidae. The transcript has 3 exons.